Pyricularia oryzae 70-15 is the source of this 432-nucleotide messenger RNA. RefSeq lists its product as uncharacterized. The transcript is spliced from 2 exons. Lineage: Eukaryota; Fungi; Ascomycota; Sordariomycetes; Magnaporthales; Pyriculariaceae. Bases 1 to 432 code for a protein of 143 amino acids. The record is from RefSeq and is a predicted model, not a curated record.
AUGAAUUCUUCAAUCAAGAAAAAAGGAGUCAAGAAAAAAGGAAUCAAGGACCGAAUGAGCCUGAACCAGCGCGAGAGCGAGCUUCUCAUCUGCGCCUGGCUCUCGCUCAAGAACCCGCAGCUUGACUACAAGAUAUUCGGCGCAUAUAUGGAUAUCCGACCCAAAACAGCUCGCAACGCCUUUGUCGAGCUCAGAAAGCGGUUCCUGGACGAGUUCGGCGCCGGCUACAUUGUCAAUGCGCCCCUCAACGUCACCACCCCCAAGUCGAAAGCUACCAAGAAGGCCUCGGAGAUGCUGAAAACCGACACCUGCAACGAUCAGUUCGACACCAAUUCUUACGAGCCUGCUGCAAACGAGCUCGAACAGACCACCUCUGACUCUGGCUACUUUGAGCUCAAGGAGGCUUACAACAUCGAUGAUGGACGUAUGUAA